Messenger RNA from Cynocephalus volans (Philippine flying lemur), 4337 nucleotides. RefSeq names its product plasma membrane ascorbate-dependent reductase CYBRD1. The coding region runs from base 24 to 884 and encodes 286 amino acids. Gene Ontology annotation, cellular component: lysosomal membrane. The transcript has 4 exons. The record is from RefSeq and is a predicted model, not a curated record. Lineage: Eukaryota; Metazoa; Chordata; Mammalia; Dermoptera; Cynocephalidae. Gene Ontology annotation, molecular function: oxidoreductase activity.
GCGGCGCGGAGCAUGGUGUUCUGAUGGCCAUGGAGGGCUUCAGGGGCUUCUUGGGGCUGCUGGUGUCGGCGCUGCUCGUCGGCUUCCUGUCCGUGAUCUUCACCCUCAUCUGGAUCCUCCACUACAGGGAGGGGCUCGGCUGGGACGGGGGCGCGCUCGAGUUCAACUGGCACCCUGUGCUCGUCGUCACCGGCUUCGUCUUCAUCCAGGGCAUUGCCAUCAUCGUAUACAGACUGCCAUGGACCUGGAAAUGCAGCAAGCUCCUGAUGAAAUCCAUCCAUGCAGGUUUAAACACCGUUGCUGCCAUUCUUGUCAUUAUCUCUCUGGUGGCUGUUUUUGAUUACCACAAUGCCAGGAGUAUCCCCAAUAUGUACAGUCUGCACAGCUGGGUUGGACUGAUAGCGGUCAUACUCUAUUUCUUACAGCUUGUCCUAGGUUUUUUCAUCUUUCUGCUCCCUUGGGCUCCACUUUCUCUUCGAGCAGUUUUAAUGCCCGUACAUGUCUAUUCUGGACUUCUCAUCUUUGGAACAGUGAUUGUAGCAGCACUUAUGGGAAUCACAGAGAAACUGUUUUUUGCCCUGACAAAUCCUGCAUACAGUUCAUUCCCACCAGAAGGAGUUUUCACAAAUACCCUUGGCCUUCUGAUUCUGUUGUUUGGGGCUCUUAUUUUUUGGAUAGUCACCAGACCACAAUGGAAACGUCCUAAAGAACCAAAUUCUACCCUUCUUCGGCCAAAUGGAGGCACUGCAGAGGGAGUGGAAAGCCCAAUGGCAGACAACCCUGACAACAACAUGGACAAAUCGGAUUCAGAGUUAAACAGUGAAGGAGCGGCAAGGAAAAGAAACCUUGCCCUCGAUGAGGCCGGCCAGAGAUCCACCAUGUAAAAUGUUGUAGAGAUGUAACUGUAGAACUUCACUUUUAAAAACUAGCUGUAUGGUUUAGCUUCUUCUAUUUAGCCAUAAGAUGAUUGCACUGCAUAGGUUAAAAUUUAUUUUAAUCAUAAAGGAGGAUUUCUUGAAAGAGUUUGUAUUGAUUGAGGCCUGUGAUCUUACCUGAAUUGGAAGGGACAUGAUCAACAUAAAUAAUAGCAAACAUAAAUUACGGUUAUGUUACCUCUUGUUGAGGACCAAAACAUUAGCACAGUGCCUUGUCCAGAAGAGAUGCUCCAAAUGUGUCUAUCACUUAGUUAAUUUGAUAAACUGGGAGCAUCCCUGGCCUCUUAUGCAGUCGCUUCCUGUUAAUUCUGGGAGCCCAUUGAUUUCAGCACUAGGUAGAACCAGUCCUAAAGUUUUAAAAUCAGAUCUUGAAUAUCUGGGACAGGGUUUAAACCAUUAUGCUACAAAGGUGUCAUGACUAGAGCACAGAAAAAAAAAUUAGGAGAAUAACUGGAUCCCUUUGGCAUGUGCCUGCCUUCUACUCCCUCCCCAGCAGAUCUGGGCUCAGAUUGACCCUGGAGACCAGGGUUUAUAUUAGAGUAUUUUGGAAUAGUGACUGGGCCAUAGGUAGCUGAAGAGAUCUUCUCUGGUCAGAAUUGGAAGAUUUUCCAAAACUCAACUUAGUCCUAAGACUUCCCUAGAGUUGAUAUACUUUACAAUCCAGAUUUUAAACGUUAGUCAGGUAGAGCGUGGUAUUGUAACAUCAAGAUCAAGGGUUCAGAUCCCAUACCGGCCAGCCACCAAAUUAGUAAAUAAAAUAAACCUCUUAGAAUAAGAAUAUGCCUGAAUCCUUAAGCAAGCAUAAACUGCUCCACAAACCUCAGAGAGCAAUUUUUCCUAAGUUUCUGUUAUUAUUAUUUAAAGAACUUACAUGGCAUUUACUAUGCACCAGACGCUUUUCUAAGUGUUUCGCAAAUGUUUGUUCAUUCAGUUCCCAGAGAGAGCUUAUGAGAGAUAGGUAUUGUUGUUAUCCCUAUUUUAUAGGUGAGAAGUCAGAAGCUUGGGGAGGUUAGUAACCUGCCCAAGAUCACACAGUUCAUAAGUGGUAGAACUGAGAGUCCAGCCCUGGCAGUUUGGCUCCUCAGUCCAUGAUCCUAAGCAUUUCACUAUGCUAUUUUUUUUCUGUUUGCACCCAAUCUGAAUAAACCUCAAUUGCUGGAGUGGAGUGGAGUUGUUAAAGGCAUGCCUCCUUAUCUUUGGUUCUCUUCCAAGGCAAAUUCCCUAGAUAACUAAGGAUAUAGAUCAUGGGUCCCCUGACACUGCCAACAAGCCAUGGUCUACUUUGAUGCCCCUUUGAUCUUAACAUUGUGUCUUGGUGACAGAAAGAUUUGGGCAAAAAUAUCUGUAGCCUUCAAGAUUAAUUAAUUGCAAUUUUUGUUUUUCAGAAUCUUAACUACUGAACAACUUUGAGUUUGGAGGUAGGAGAGGCCUAUCUCGUGAUCUGCCCUUCCCUAGGUCCUUCCUGAUAUUUGUGGAAUUUUAGCAGAUAUUUUGAGCUUUGAGUUCUUAGUAGUGAAUUGAGACUUGUAAGUGACAACUUUUUGUGCAUGGAGAUCUCUCUCUAGGCUCUGGGCUGACUUAAAACCUAGAGUAGUUCCUAUGCUGAAAUGAUGUUUUUCAUUUUUUGGUUGAUUUUUUCUUCCCUGCAAUUUUAAACUGAAGCAUUUUAAUGUAGAUAAAAACCUUAUGGUUUACUCCAAAAGAACUUGACAUUUUUGGUGCUUAGUGGAUUUCCAUUUAGGUGACUGGUAGUUACUUACAAGGACUGAAAUAAGCCAUGCUCCGUGAUGUCCCUUAAACUUUAUGGAUAACCAUUCAAGAUUCCCUUGCUGAAACACUGUUUUGUUCUUAUUUAAUUAAUUCUCUUUCCAAAAUUGGUAAUAGUAUCAGAAGGAUCCUCAGUACCCAGCCCAAUGCUUGGCAUGUAUGUAGCACAAUUAAAUUCAGUAUGGGUAGAGCAUGGUACAUCUUGAUAGAAGGAGUAAUUGCAUGGUCACACACAGACAUAUUUUGGUAAAUGAAUGUUUCAUUACAUAGAAGUGCACAAAAUUCCAGGGGUUUUCUUGGUGGGAGGAGGGAUAGUGACAGAGCCCCAAGAACUGAGGCUGCCGUUUCUGGGUUCUUUUUGGCAGCUGGCUGAUAAGGAGUCGAACCCUUGACCUUAGUGUCAUCAGCACCACACUCUAAGCUACUGAACUAACCAGCCAGCCCUGCCAUUUCUUUUUUAUAAAGGCCAAAAAAGAGGUUAUCGGUGAAAAGUUAAUUAUGGAUUUGGCACUAGAAUAGCUUCAUUGCAAAGUAUUUGAGCAUUCCUCAUCUCAGCCCUUUAUUUUAUCUUUCAUGUGGGCUAAUGUGAGAGUAAUCUUAAAGAUAUUAUAGGAACAUCUUUUCUUUCUUUCUCAGCCUUUACAAAAACAAUGCAUAGUAAAAUAUAUCUACAAAAACUUUCUGUUUGAGACUUUUAAUGGGCUUUUUAUUCUAAUGAUAAUUACACCUUUAUCUUUCAAAAGCUGAUAUUUCCUACAUAAAGCAUCUCCCCCCAAAAUAUCUUAUUAAAAAGACCACAAAGAAUAGGGGAGUAGAAAGGUUUAGAUGUCAAUUCCAAAACAGUGAUUGAAACCUCCCCAAUAAUUAUAGCUUAUAUCACCUACGGAGAUAGUCUGGCUUGGUUUACCCCAUAAUCUAAUUUCAGAACAGAAAGGUUUAUUUUAACAGUCAAUCUAAAUCAACACUAAAGCUUUUCUCUCAAAGGUUUUAUCAAGAAAUUCAAGUGAAUAUACUUUCUGCAUUAAUGACAUCAAGGGCGUACAGCUUCCUGUGCUUCUUAGGUCAAGCUGAAUUGCCCUCCAAAGCACUGUCUUUCCUUUACUCGUGUGGUUCCAUUUAAGGUGAGCUGUUCAGAAAUACAUCUCAAACCCUAUAAUGAAAUGACAAAGAAGGCAAUUGUACUUUUUAAGGAAUACUGACAGGUGAUUUCUGUUUUCUAAAGGACAAAAUAAAGAGUGCGUCAGUGUGUCUCAUUUUUAAUUAGGCUCUUUCCCCUGCUGAGUUGGAAAUUCCAGUGCAGUACUGAUUGACCACAACUGCCAGAUCUAAAAGUGCAAAGGAAGAAGUAAAGUUUUAUGCCGGUUUUAUUGCAAUAUGAUGAAAUUUUUAUCUUGGUGUGUUCUUUUUUCUUUUUUCUAUUUUUGGGCAGCUGGCCAGCACAGAGAUUGACCCCUGGACCUUGCUGUUAUCAGUACCAUGCUUUAACCAACUGAGCUAACCGGCCAGCUGGUAUGUCCUUUUCUAGAUAACUCCAACAGAAAACUGUAACUGCUAUGUCUUAUAGUUACACAUAAGAAAGUAUAGAAGAAAGAAAAUUAUUAUUCUUUAUAUACUACAAGGUACCUGAAAACUUUA